Molecule: messenger RNA, 1275 nt
Organism: Fonsecaea nubica
Lineage: Eukaryota; Fungi; Ascomycota; Eurotiomycetes; Chaetothyriales; Herpotrichiellaceae
Exons: 1
Coding region: 1-1275 (424 amino acids)
Source: RefSeq, a predicted model, not a curated record
AUGUCGCGCGCUCUCGGUUUCAGUGGGAGCCCGUCUCCUACCUCCUUGGCAGAAGCGUGCAAACUAGCAUGGCACACCUUCUAUGGUAUGCAAAAAGCGUCUGAAGACUUUGAAAACCUUCGCUUCGAAGUCUGGACCAUUGCCAUCAGCCUCGACUCGUUACACAGCGUCGGGAGCACCUCGCUCCUCAUAGAUCGACAACCAGACCACAAACGAUGGGCCCUGACAUUUUCCAAAAUUUUGACUUCGCUGAACGCCGCCCUGCGGCCGUUAUACAACCUGGUCAAGCUGUACCUGUCCACCUCGACCAGAGAUCGCACCGCCGUCAAGCAAUGGCUCACCAACACUGACAUGAACUACGAGGGCCUCACCGUGCAGGAUUUUAGGAGGAAAUUGUCCAUGCUGGUCGAGAGUCUGAAUGUGUUUCUUUCCAGCCUGACUCACGCCGAACUCACCCGCGCCCGAGCUGCCAGUGAAACCGAAGAAUACAGAGUCCUGUCUGAAGUCACCCGAAACGUCCUCCAGAAAUGGGAUCAAAGCAGAGUCACGGGGGCGUCCCACGAUACGGAUCGGGCGAUCAAAUCCAUCGAGACCGUCACCUUUGUUAGUGACAAUGUAAAGGAAAACAACACAUCAUCGACACGCGGGGAUUCGACCCGGCCGAGAACGCAGGACGAGUACCCCACCCUCUGGCCAACCCACCAGAGACCCGAGUAUCACAGCGGUCCAGGUGGCCACGCUGCGGAGGCGUUGAAUUUGGACGGCAUUGAAACGGGUUUUCGCAAGCACAUGAAUGCCAUGCGGCGGAUUCGAGAACAGCUUCGCCUACAAAAGGAGAACGAGCACCACCUCACGGAGCAGAAGUCGAGCCAUUUCCCCGAAGUGCACGGUGAAGUGCCCAUCACACCAAUCACAUCCUCGCACCACCGCACCAUGCCCGAAAACCCCACGGCCGCCUUGUCAGAGCUGGCUUCGGAUCAUGGAUAUACGUCGAGCAGUGGGACCAGCUCCGCGCAGACCUCCGAGUCUGGCAGUGUGAUUUCAGGGGCGCAGGAGGAGAACAGGCCGAGAAGUCCCGCAGGAGUUGGAGGGGGACCACCGCCACCGACGACGGCCAACCACACGCGCUCGUCGUCUGGCGAACUCGGGCGGAAGAGGGUGCGGACGCAGGACCUCCAUCUCGCCAACGACAGCGACGAUUGGCAAAGACAUCGGCGGCCGCGGAAAACGGCGCUGGAGGAAAUGCUCACGGCGGCCUUGUUCUUUGACAGUUGA